AGCAAUCCUUAAUCAUUAGACACGAGCAAUCUCCGGGAAUUAGCUUGUACAAUGCAGUCCAAUACUUGGGAGGCUGUGGUCAGCCACUUCCCCGACGUGCCUCUGUCUGUUCCGGCGCUCCGACGGUGUCACCACUGUGCCCGAGCCCAGGAGGAGGACCCAGCCACCCGGUUACGCAAGUGCGCAGGAUGCUCAAGAGCUCUGUAUUGCAGUAAGGCGUGUCAAAAGGCAGCAUGGCAAAAGCACAAAUUAGUAUGCUGCGACGCUACCGACUUCACCGCAAGGAAUAACUCGGGACAACUGCAUAGCGGAUUACGCUCCCUCGGCUACUCUGAUCUCGCAACAUUCACCAACACCCUUCAAGAGUUCAUGGAAGCACACACAUGGGCUUUGAGGUCGUUAGCCAAGGCCCAUGUGCUGCGAAGCGGAGGGCUCGAUUGGGUGUUGAGUCCCCCCAAGAUGUUGUACAUUUUCCUCAUCCCCGCAUCAGUCCUCGGACUCUCUGAGCGCAACCCUGCGCGCACGUUCCGGUUGAAGAGCCAUGGCUUCGUUUCCCUGACCGACCACGCGCUUUACAAUCCCCGCGCGGCCGCAGACUGGAUGCGCAGCCAGCCAACACGAGCGGCCGCCGCGGAGCUCUACGGUCGACAUCCCUUAUACGCAGGGCUGUUGCCCGUCAUGUUCGAUGUGGAGGGCUUGAACAUGACGUUCUUGCAUAACUAUCCGCUCUUCCGACCCUUCCAUCCCCAGACGCUAUCGGAGCCGACAAAGAACACCGUCUUGGGCGAUAUCCUCGAGCUAUCUGCCGGCAGCAUCAACGCCGGGCUUCCAUUACGGGCGGUCGAAGAAGCCGGUCCGAUGGGUCUGCUGUUCGCGCUUCCCGGCCGAUUCGUUCGAUCCCAAGGAUCUUCUUGGACGUGGAAGGCGUUGUUCCCCACCUGGACAGAGUAUCAAAGAGGGGAGCACCAAGGGUUGGACGAAACACUAGACAAACUGAAAGCUGGUAUCACGCCCUCGGAAACCAUGAUUGUGUUCAGGUCACUGUAACGCAUGGACUACUUCGAGUCUAUUCGACGAUUUUAAUACCCUUUGCAGUACCAGUCCAGGCACCUCCAUCUCGACAUCUCAUUGCCUGCCGUUGUAGUAAUGAUCCAGGCGAUAUUUAUAGUCUACUUAGGAGCCUCAAUUCCCAUGCAAGCUGCAUGGUGGUCGCCCCGAGGUAAAGGUUUGGGGGUAUUCAAGGUUUUCGACAGCUUG
Dichomitus squalens LYAD-421 SS1 is the source of this 1257-nucleotide messenger RNA. RefSeq lists its product as uncharacterized. The transcript is spliced from 2 exons. Lineage: Eukaryota; Fungi; Basidiomycota; Agaricomycetes; Polyporales; Polyporaceae. The coding region runs from base 52 to 1047 and encodes 331 amino acids. The record is from RefSeq and is a predicted model, not a curated record.